AUGCGCCCCAAGUUACCUCGCUCGAUGUCGCGUAUGCAUGACGUGUUCAACGUCGAUCGACUUAAGCACUACCAGCCCAAAAGCCAAGUUUGCCUCCCGGCCUAUCCCGAAAACUACUUCUGUUGUUCUACACGAAUCCACCUGUUGUUCUACACGAAUCCACCCGGCGAAGAAAUGUACAUUAUCGAAAAACUGCUCAAAAAGUGCCAGUUCAAUCGCAAGUUGGAAUAUUUGAUCAAGUGGCAUGGACAACGCGAAAGCGAAGCCACGUGGGGACUGAUGAAGGAUUUUAAUCAUGUUGUGGACUUCAAGCAACUCGUCCAAGACUUGAAGUCAAGGCGUUUCAAGGUGUAG
Messenger RNA from Aphanomyces astaci, 354 nucleotides. RefSeq lists its product as hypothetical. The transcript has a single exon. The coding region runs from base 1 to 354 and encodes 117 amino acids. Lineage: Eukaryota; Oomycota; Saprolegniomycetes; Saprolegniales; Verrucalvaceae. The record is from RefSeq and is a predicted model, not a curated record.